Molecule: messenger RNA, 6182 nt
Organism: Toxotes jaculatrix (banded archerfish)
Lineage: Eukaryota; Metazoa; Chordata; Actinopteri; Toxotidae
Gene: grm5a
Product: glutamate receptor, metabotropic 5a
Exons: 18
Coding region: 220-3855 (1211 amino acids)
Biological process (GO): trans-synaptic signaling by endocannabinoid, modulating synaptic transmission; G protein-coupled glutamate receptor signaling pathway; regulation of synaptic transmission, glutamatergic
Cellular component (GO): postsynaptic density membrane
Molecular function (GO): adenylate cyclase inhibiting G protein-coupled glutamate receptor activity; G protein-coupled receptor activity involved in regulation of postsynaptic membrane potential
Source: RefSeq, a predicted model, not a curated record
UAUCUGCUGCUAUUUGCAGUUUGCUGUAGCCAGGCUGAGCUUGAGCAGAAACCUGCAGCGCUUUUCUUGCCGCUCUUCUGUGAUGGAAACUGGCUCAAAAGGAAUGGCAUCUGAAUGGCAGCUGGAAGAAAAGAGGAAUCCAACCCUUACCCCUGACAGUACACGCAGCACGCCAAAGACAACCCAUUCCUCAGAACCUGAGCUCUAAGAGGACAGAGAAUGGCUGGAGGUAGAAGGAGGAACACAGGAACAGGGAUUAGACCAGGGUUAUAUGUGAGGUUGCUGGCAGUGAGCGUGUUACUGGGAGCUGAUCUGAGCUGGCUGGGCCUGAAAGACGGGGUUGGGGUCAGCGCCCAGAACAAUGAGAGAAGAGUAUUGGCACAUAUCCCUGGUGACAUCAUUAUAGGAGCCCUGUUCUCUGUCCACCACCAACCACCUGCAGACAAGGUCCACGAGCGAAAGUGUGGUGCGGUGCGUGAGCAGUAUGGGAUUCAGAGAGUUGAGGCCAUGAUGCACACUCUGGAUCGAAUUAAUGCAGACCCCACUAUCCUCCCGAAUAUCACCCUGGGCUGUGAGAUCAGGGACUCAUGCUGGCACUCUGCGGUGGCACUGGAGCAGAGUAUCGAGUUCAUUCGGGACACUCUAGUGUCCAGCGAGGAGGAGGAGAGCCAGGGCAGAUGCACUGUGGAGGCAGGGAGCAUGCUGCUCCAGGGGAAGAAGCCCAUUGUGGGUCUCAUUGGACCAGGAUCCAGUUCUGUGGCCAUCCAGGUGCAGAAUCUGCUCCAGCUUUUCAACAUCCCACAGAUUGCCUACUCAGCCACUAGCAUGGAUCUCAGUGACAAGAGUCUGUAUAAAUAUUUCAUGAGGGUAGUGCCGUCAGAUAUGCAACAGGCCAGAGCCAUGGUGGACAUUGUCAAGAGAUACAACUGGAGCUACGUGUCCGCAAUACACACAGAGGGUAAUUAUGGAGAGAGCGGCAUGGAGGCAUUUAAGGACAUGGCAGCAAAGGAGGGAAUCUGCAUCGCCCACUCUGACAAGAUAUACAGCAACGCAGGGGAACAGAGCUUUGAUAAGCUGUUGCAGAAACUACGAGGCCACCUGCCUAAAGCCAGGGUGGUGGCCUGCUUCUGUGAGGGCAUGACGGUCCGGGGCAUCCUGAUGGCCAUGAGACGACAACGCCUGGUGGGAGAGUUUCUGCUGGUUGGAAGUGAUGGCUGGGCAGACAGGUACGACGUCACUGAUGGAUAUCAGAAGGAGGCAGCAGGUGGAAUCACCAUAAAGCUAAAGUCUGCAUAUGUGACCUGGUUUGAUGAUUAUUACCUGAACUUGAGGCCUGAUGCCAACCUGAGGAACCCCUGGUUCCCCGAGUUCUGGCAGCACCGAUUCCAGUGCCGGUUGAGGGGACAUCCGCAGGAGAGCACCAUGUACAACCGCACCUGCACCUGGAGAGAGUCUCUGCGCCAUCAGUAUGCCCAAGACACCAAGAUGGGCUUUGUCAUAAAUGCCAUCUAUUCCAUGGCUUAUGGCCUACAUGCCAUGCAGCAAGCCCUCUGUCCAGGAUAUAAGGGUUUGUGUGAGAACAUGCGGCCCAUCGAUGGCCGCAAGCUGCUGGAUUUCCUGAUGAAAACCAAUUUUACAGGCGUAUCCGGGGAGAUCAUCCACUUUGACCAGAACGGAGAUUCACCUGGCAGGUAUGAAAUCAUGAACUUCAAGCGCAUAGGCGAGGAUGAGUAUGCUUACAUCCACGUGGGAAGCUGGGAUCAGGGGGGCCUAAAGAUGAACGAGGAGGAGAUCUGGAGUAACAACAGUGACAUCAUCCAGUCAGUCUGCUCUGAGCCCUGCCAGAAGGCACAGAUCAAGGUGAUCCGUAAAGGAGAGGUGAGCUGCUGUUGGACCUGCACUCCCUGCAAGGAGAAUGAGUUUGUUUUUGAUGAGUACACUUGUCGAGCCUGUGUUCUGGGCUCCUGGCCUACAGAUGACCUCACUGGUUGUGAGCCAAUCCCGGUGCAGUAUGUGCGUUGGGGGGAUCCAGAGCCCAUCGCUGCAGUGGUCUUCUCCUGUCUGGGCCUCAUGGCUACACUUUUUGUUACUUCUGUCUUUAUCAAAUUUUGGGACACUCCUGUGGUCAAGUCAUCCAGUCGUGAGCUCUGUUACAUCAUCCUGGCUGGAAUAUGUCUGGGCUACCUGUGCACCUUCAGCCUUAUCGCCAAGCCCCACAUAAUCUACUGCUACCUCCAGCGGCUGGGAAUCGGCUUGUCCCCUGCCAUGAGCUACUCCGCUUUGGUCACCAAGACCAACCGCAUUGCACGGAUCUUGGCAGGCAGCAAGAAGAAGAUCUGCACCAAGAAACCUCGCUUUAUGUCCGCCUGCGCACAAUUGGUCAUCGCCUUCCUACUCAUAUUGCUGCAGCUGGGGAUUAUUGUGGCACUUCUUAUCAUAGAGCCACCACAGGUGAUCUAUGACUACCCCAGUAUCCGUGAGGUACACUUGAUCUGUAAUCUGACCACUCUGGGGGUGGUGGCGCCGCUGGGCUACAAUGGCCUGCUUAUCCUCAGCUGUACCUUCUACGCCUUCAAGACUCGUAACGUACCUGCUAAUUUUAAUGAGGCCAAGUAUAUUGCCUUUACCAUGUACACCACCUGUAUCAUCUGGCUGGCAUUUGUUCCUAUUUACUUUGGCUCCAACUACAAGAUCAUAACCAUGUGCUUUAGCGUCAGCCUCAGUGCCACAGUGGCUCUUUGCUGCAUGUUUGUCCCAAAGGUUUACAUCAUGCUUGCCAAGCCUGAGAAAAAUGUCCGGAGUGCUUUUACAACAUCCACGGUGGUGCGCAUGCAUGUAGGUGAUGCCAAAAAAGCUGCCAAGUCUGGCAAGUCCUCUAGCAGCAUGGCUAAUUUGUUUCGACGUCGUGGAUCUGCACAGGACAACAUCAGUUCCAAUGGGAAAUCAGUGACGUGGGCGCAGAAUGAGCGCAGCUACAGGCCAAACCUAUGGAAGAGGAUGUCAUUCCAUGUCAAGAAGAAAGACACAGUGGAGGCAAACCAGACAGCCAUCAUCAAACCCUUCUCUAAGGGAGGAGAUAUACCUCCAGACACUUCUGUCAAAGAGCAGUACGAAGAACCACAGGUGUCUCAGUCCUUCACCUGCUCGCCUUCUCAGUCACCUCUGCCCACCAUCAGCCACCAUGCAGCGAAGGCAAGGGGUGUCCAGGGAGGAGAGGCCGGAGAGGAGCCACAAGCUGUACCCACUUAUGUACCUGAGCAUGGUGCUGGGGUCAGAAGAAGAGGCGGGGACAACAGCCAGGGUGUUGGUAUGGCAGAUGGCGGGGACAUUAGCGUCAUACCCAUAGGUGUUGGUGACAUCGGCAUAGGGAUGAUUGGCAGUCAAACUCAGGGCACCACCAUCAUGGACCAAAUCAGCUGUGUGGUUAACCGUUUCACUGCCAACAUCAGCGAGCUCAACACCAUGAUGCUGCCAGGGGGAGCCACUGUCAGCCCCACCUCCACCGCUGCUCGGCCUGCAGCUGCGGAUGCCGCCCCUUGCCCUCCUCAGUACCUCACAUCCAGAAACAGGCAAGCCCCCUCCACUGUCACCACUUAUGCCGAGGUAGUGGCUGUUUCCAAUUUCUGUGAGAAUCGACCAGCGGGUAAGAUUUACGAGCACCUGGCCGGGUCUUGUGUGGGUAGCAGACGAGCCAAGGAUAUGGAAGAGCUGGUGUCUCUGACGCCUCCGUCCCCUUUUAGAGACUCAUCUUUGAGCUCAAAUGGCAGCUCACCACCCUCGCUGUCCCCGGCCUCUGAGGCCGAAUAUGACCAGCUGCUGCUGAGACACUACAGCCAGAGCUCAUCCUCUCUCUAAACCUGCUCCCUCUACACCUUCUUCCCUCGUUUAUCCUCUAAUUGGAGUAUUUGAAACUCUAAGAAACAAAGCUUCAGACUGGACCAAACUCUUGGAUGCCUUUCUACAUGUGGAUAUUCUGAGUGUUUAAGCAAUUCAUUUUCAGAUUGGAUCAAAUGCACCCACACAUGCCUAUGUUGAGAGAACUGAGAGAAAAGUCUCCGAGUAGAAAACUUGACAAACUGAAACACACAUAUGGGCAUUUUACAGAUUUUUCAAUGCUAUACACAGGUUUCUAACUCAGUCUUAAACCUCUCAAAUUCCAAAGAAAAUGCUGAUUCAUUAUAAAAUGGUUAUUAAUCAUCAGUGGGGGAAAUUUACCAAAUAUUUUUGUUCAGUGUUUCCUUGGAUUAUGCUAAAAUGGCUCACAUACCGAAUCUCAAAAUGGCAUUUGAUUUUUUUUUAGGUAAGUGCAGGUCUUAGAACACUAAAAAUAGAUGUAUUUCAGUUGUAUAUUUUGCAUCAUCUAUUAUCAUUAACACAUAAGACGUGAUUUGUUUUUUUUUUAUUGCCUAUAUUAUAGCUGUACAUGUGAUGUUUUUGUUACUGAUAAAUUCCCCUAACCUUUAAAUAUUUUGAGACCCAGCUGGAUCCAGGUUGGAUUUUGACAUAAAGGCAUCUGUCCAGAAGAAAACAGCUCAAAGAACUUUGCCUGGAAAGUAAAGCAUGACACAUUUAUCCUGCCCUCUAAUUUGUUGUCAAUCCUGGAAGACAUAAGUAUCAUUUGUAUGCUGAUGCUUACGGAGAAAGUGUACAGCUGCUGCAUUAUAACUACAAAUCAGGGAGCAGUUUUUAGUUGUUGUUUCCCUUUUCCUGGAAAGAAAACAUUUACUGAGGUUGAAAAUGAAAACCUUCCCCUGCUGAGAGGACAGGAGCUCUUCACACCUCAAGGGAAUGUAAGACAUUGUCUCGAUGGACGUCACCAGGUCAUCGGGUGUCUAACCCACAAAGAGCUUAUGGACUAUUUGGAUGUCUUCUUUGAUUCUUUUCUCUAGAUGUGACUCAGUUGAAUGUAAGAUAACCUGUCAUCAUAUGAAGUGGACCAAAAUGAUCUUCCACCUCAGGAUGUGUCUGAACCAAAAUACUUUCUGAGCACUGUCACCUGCUGGCUCGAAAUGUUUCUAGUUUGCAUGAUGUCAAGAUUUGUUUGCUCUCUUAGACUUAUAUUUGCAAUGAAUUACUUUUUAAUAUUGCACAUGUCAAACCAAUUAAGAUAAAUAGAUGCAGUAGCAAGGUAAUGAUACUAUAUUAGUGAUAUUGAUGUGUUAUUAAGAUUAGUUGUCGGAGGAGAGAAGUGGACUGGAUGUGUGCCAGAUGUCUCAGACAUCUAUUGCAAAACAGUCUGGCUUUUUACCUACAUAUGUGCCAAUGUCUCCCUGCAGUAAAAAUGACAUUGUAUUUCUGUAAGUGGGCUCACAUUGAGAAUCCUACUGUGAGCCAGGUUAGAUUCUAAUCUCUCAAACACUUCUGCCAUAAGGAGGAUAUUAUUUUUUUAUAAUAUUUUAUGACAUUUUCGACUAUGUUAUUUCGUAUGCUCGAACAUAUUCAAUGAAUAUUCGUUUUUUUUUUUAUUGUUUUUUUGUAUCUGCAUUUUCGAUUUUGGCUUCUCUGAGGAUGUAGAUGAAUGAUAGUAUAGAUUCACAGGCUUGUAAUUUUUCCACUUCUAACUAUGAUGUAACUAAUGGUGGUCGACAGCUAUUUUUUAUUUUUUUUGAGUUUGGCUUCAGUCCUUUAUUCCUAUGUUUACACAGGCAGGAAUGUUUUCAUGUUUUUCGAAAUGUGCAGUAUUUUUUACUGGUUUUCAAUGUAAAAAUCAUCAUAGGCAGUUGCCAUAUUUGCAUGCAGGUUUGUGCCAAUUUAAAUUUUGCAGGUUACUACAAUGCUUGAUGCCAACAAUUCACUGAUAUAAUCUACAGAAGACUUCUGUCUUGGUCUUAUCUUUUCAUCUGCCUUGCAGAUAGCCUGAAUUUACUAUUUAGAUUUGUGCUGCAUUAAAGGUUUCCAUCCAAAAUGCUAUACAUUUUAUGACAAUUAUCUUUAAUUCAUUGUCAGUGCUUCUUAUUUACACUGUAGAAAUGUCAUUGACAGAAAUUAAAAUAGAAAUUCUCCAUUGCAAUAACAGGAAUAACACUUUAUUUCACUAUUAAAAAAUCUAAAGCAUAACUAUAGCUGGAAGAAAGGGUGUCAAAAUGACUUAUCAUUAAAUUAUAUUAGUAUAUCAUGCUUCUUUUUUUCCCUGCUGUAACCACUUUAUAAGAAUUUAGGAAAAGGAAUCCCUUAGCUGAACG